Messenger RNA from Dromaius novaehollandiae (emu), 1464 nucleotides. It is a transcript of the gene TOP6BL, whose product is annotated as TOP6B like initiator of meiotic double strand breaks. Lineage: Eukaryota; Metazoa; Chordata; Aves; Casuariiformes; Dromaiidae. Gene Ontology annotation, biological process: meiotic DNA double-strand break formation; reciprocal meiotic recombination. The coding region runs from base 1 to 1464 and encodes 487 amino acids. The record is from RefSeq and is a predicted model, not a curated record. The transcript has 11 exons.
AUGGUGGAGGAGGCGGUGCGCGCGGUGCUGGAGCGGCUCCUGCUGCGGCUGCAGCCCCCGGCCGGGGCCGGGCCGGGGGGGGGGACGCUGCUGGUGGCGCUGGCGGCCGAGGGGGACGCGGGGGACGGCGGCGCGGCCCGCUGCACGGUGACCGGCGCCGGCGAGGCCCUGGCCCCCCUGGGCGCCCGCGACGCCCCCCCGCGCGCCGUGGCCCCGUGCUGCCGGCGCGUCCUGGAUCGCGCCCCGCUGCGCGCGGCCUUCGAGCUCAGCGCGCGCCGCGGGACGCUGCGGCCCGGCUGCGUGGCUCUGCGGCGCUUCAUCCACGGCACCAGCGUGGCGCGCCCGGAGCUCGCCUUCCACUACUGCUUCCGCGUGGACGGCGCCGCGUCCUCGCACGCCUACGGGCCGCCGGGCGCCGGGGACGUCCCGCUCUGCGGCAAGAUCCACCCGGUGCCGGGAGCCGCCAUCGCGCUGCGGGUGCCGCCGGCCGCCGCCGCCGCCGGGCUGGGCGGGGAGCUGAGCGUGGUGCCGGCGGCCGCGCUGUGCCCCUGCCUGCGCCAGUACCCCAACCUGCCCGCGCGCCUCGCCGCCGUCGCCAUAUCCUGCGGGACCGGACGGGGCCCGGGGGGGCCGGGGGGGCCGGGCCGCACCGUUGCUCGCCUUGACCGGCGCCACGUGUUCUGCUUCGACCCGGCCGGGCUGCCGGCGGCGCCGAGCGGCUCCCGGCUGCUCCGCGACCCGUCGUGGCUGGCGGACUGGGGCCGCUUCGGCUGCGCCGCGGCGCCGGCGGCCGUGCCGGCGGGCGAGGAAGACGUGGUGCCGCCCGCCGCCGCCUUCGCGCUGCAGCCCGGCGCGGCCGCCGGCCGCCCGCAGACGCUGCUGCUCUUCCUCUUCCUCCGCCGCGCCGACCCCUUCCAGGGCUACGACGCCUGGGCCCGGCGCCUGCUGGCGUCGCAGCUGGAGGCGACGCUGCGGAGCAGCCGGGAGGCCCUGGGCCGCGGGCUGCGGGCGCUGCUGCACCCCGUGCUGGAGGCGCUGGGCCGCCGCGCGCAGAGCCAGGCGCGCCUGGCCCGCUGCCUGCCCGUGGCCCUGCAGGCCGUCACCGCCGUGGCGGCCGCCAGCUCCAGCGCCCGCUUCCGCCGCCGCUGCCUGCGCGCGCUGCAGGCCGCCGACACCCCGGCGCUGGCCGCGGCCGCCCGGCGCAGCCUGGACGACGUCACCCGCCGCCGCCGGGUGCCCGCCGGCUCCUGCGACGCCGCCGCGGUGGGGCCCCCACCCGAGGCUGCCGGCGAGGGCAGCGGGGAGGCGGCUGCAGGGCAGGACGGGCCCCCCCGGCCCCCCAGCCCGGACGCCGACGACGCUCCCCCGGACGCCGGGGCCCCCCGGACGCCUGGGCCCCCGACGCCGGCCGAGGGGGCCGCGUGGCUGCGGGAGGUGGCCAACCUGGCCGAGUGGGCGGCCUGA